This is a messenger RNA of Diaporthe amygdali, 2718 nucleotides long. RefSeq names its product serine threonine protein. Gene Ontology annotation, cellular component: nucleus; cytoplasm. Gene Ontology annotation, molecular function: protein serine/threonine kinase activity; ATP binding. The coding region runs from base 1 to 2718 and encodes 905 amino acids. The record is from RefSeq and is a predicted model, not a curated record. NCBI's taxonomy places the organism in Eukaryota, Fungi, Ascomycota, Sordariomycetes, Diaporthales, Diaporthaceae. The transcript has 8 exons. Gene Ontology annotation, biological process: protein phosphorylation; intracellular signal transduction.
AUGGAGCAAUACUGGAUGUUCUGCCCAGGCCCAAGCAAGGACUGCAAGAGCCUUGCUUAUGUCGCGCGACUCCAUGACUGCCUCUGGCCGCGACUAGACCAGAACUCCGACGACUUCUUUGCUAGAGCAGAGUCGGCCACCGCGAAGGCGGCCAUGUUCUUCUCCCGCAAGGAUGCGAAAGCUCUGUUCAACAAGGAGAACAUUGUCGAUCUCUUGAGCUGUCGCUGCAGGGACUGCGGCGAAUACAAGAAUGACCCAUCGGCUGCUUUCAACCUGUUGGACUACGAAAAACGCUUAGCCAACCCAAACGAAAAGGGGUGGCUUCUGGUGGCAGCGCUUGUUUACUUGGGCCAGCUGAAUCUGAUAUACAGGUGGAUAAGGUACCCAAACAUAGUCAAGGACUUCGGCAACUUGAGCGGACUCUCUGCUCCGACGGUAGUGAACCCAUUCAACACACCGCUCCAGAACUCACUUUUUUGGAAAGCGUAUAGAAGGACUAUGGACAUGUUCUUUCCCAUGGAAAUCAAGCCCGGAAUCAACGACAGACCCGAGGAAACCAGCCUCGCCGACUGUCAACGAUUUCCAUAUCUCGACGAACCGGGCAAUAUUCCUUCGGGCAGCUCUGGUAGCUUGAUCACACGCUUUCUUGUACCAGAAGAGUACCUUCAUGAGAACUUCAGAGAAAUGAUGGAAAAAGACUACGCUAAGUCUAUGGAGGAUGACGAGCGUGGUAGGAAGUACCGUCUUGUACGAAAGGUUAUCGUGCGCAAGAGCCUCAAAGACAUGGAACACAUCACACUCCGCAUGAUUUCUACACGUCAAGAUCAGCGAAACCUCAUCAAUCUCAUGGCUUUGUACGAGUGGCGCGAGCAAAUCCACUUCGUCUUUCCGUUCGUCGAAACACAUCUUGACAAGGUGCUUCUGGAUGAGUGGACGUUCCCUGGGUCCACACAGGUCAGGACUCCCGCAGAUCACGGCCUAUGGCGCCAGAUGACAGGCGUUUGUGAAGCGCUCAAGACCAUUCAUUUCGAUCUUCGGAGUCCUUGGGGCUCGGAACAAGUCAUAGCUUUCCACUUCGACUUGAAGCCGUCAAAUCUGCUUGUGACGGCGGAAGGCAUUGUGAAAAUCACUGAUUUUGGUCACUCAAUGAUACAAGUCAUGCUCCCUGAAGAGGAGAGGAAGGGAUACUAUAGAGGUGGCGAUCCCGUCUAUAGGGCACCCGAGUCAACUCCAGACAGCGAGCAAGUUCGGGAGGCUAGUGAACUCAGAAGUCAUGCAUCGACGACCCAGGACUACAGUGAAGAACUACCACGAAACCAAGUGUUCCUCAAUUACGAUGUCUGGCAGCUUGCUUGUAUCAUGACCGAAGUGCUAAUAUGGAUCACUAAGAAGGACCCGUAUGGGGAGAAAGAGCAGCUAGAGGAGAAGGGACAGGUCAUCAAGAGAUUCCGACAAGAAAAGAGGGAUGAAGACGGAUCUGAUGCCUUUUUCACCAUUAAAACACAGCCGGAUGGCAUCAGAACCAGAUCAUUGAAGGAGGCUGUGUUGGAGGAGCUCCGCUCGCUUCAGUCAGGAGACAGGGAGAACGUCGAUAUGGAAGAAUACAUGGAAAGGACUGUCGGAAUUCUGCGCGGCAUGUUCAGAAUCGACCCGCUUAAACGAUACCACUCCUACAAAGUGUUGAGGAAACUGGAAGAAGUGAAUCAGAAAUGGGUGACGAGCAAGCAGAGGCCCGGUGAUCGGGUGUAUCAAAAGAUCAGAGACUACUCUCGAAGAGACUUUCACGAGGUCGGUUGGCAAGACGAAGGAGAGAUUCGCUCAUUCCUUGAGAUGCAAGAUGUCCGUGUUCGAAAUGAGAUCCUUCAUAAGACAACUAGGGAGUGUAGUUGCAUGUUCCGAGUACUGUACAAGCCAGGGAAGUUACUCAUCUGUUACGGAGUCGAGGAGAAAGACAAACUAGAGACAAUGCUCUCAAACCCUCAACAGUUGAAACUUGAUACGGAGACGAGCUAUAUCAUCCCGAACUAUCUGUAUCUCCAACCUGAUGGAAGAUUCACCUGCACGGUUUUCUCAGGUGACGAAACAGAUGAAAUUCUGUCAUUUAGCUUCGCGUCUCGAGAAGAUGCUCACAAGUUCCAACACGCGCUCACUCGGCGGAAGGUGGAGUGGGAGUCAGAGAUUGGCAACGUUGACCGAGCAACCUUCUUUAUCAAACCCAAGAAGCAGGAACUCACCAUGGAUCGAAAGGUCAAGUUGCAGUUGUGGUCCUGCUGGAAGGACGGAAUCUGCGACAAUGAUUUCGACAAAAAUCGGCACCUUAGUCCCCCAGACCGCUACCAUUCAUCCAAAGAAAUGCUCGUCAUUUUCGAAGAAUCGGGACCCUUCCUGAUCGUACCUUUCAACAACGGCCAAAAGCAGUUCCUGGAUCACCUCCAGACAGUGGCCAUCAAAGCUAUCAGAGAGUACAAAGAAUGCGACAUCUAUAGGUCUCCGGAAAAAUUGGGGCCUAUGAAUGUGAACGACUACAUCAAGAAGUUGGGGUGUGUUGCCCCAGCCGUGCCGCUUGAUCAAUUCCAAUUUGAAUUUGAGCGCCAGCUACAGCGGCUCGCAGCGGACUUGAGGAGGAAAGCAUCAGUACUCGUGUUCACAAGGCAAGGAAAGACUGAUAUGGACCGUGUGUGCGAAGUUGCCAAGUUCUGGCGCGAAUAUCCUGACUAG